Alligator mississippiensis (American alligator) is the source of this 2065-nucleotide messenger RNA. It is a transcript of the gene HOXC11, whose product is annotated as homeobox C11. Bases 141 to 1049 code for a protein of 302 amino acids. The record is from RefSeq and is a predicted model, not a curated record. Gene Ontology annotation, biological process: regulation of transcription by RNA polymerase II; anatomical structure development. Gene Ontology annotation, molecular function: DNA-binding transcription factor activity, RNA polymerase II-specific; RNA polymerase II cis-regulatory region sequence-specific DNA binding. NCBI's taxonomy places the organism in Eukaryota, Metazoa, Chordata, Crocodylia, Alligatoridae. Gene Ontology annotation, cellular component: nucleus. The transcript is spliced from 2 exons.
UAUAUGACAAUAUCUACUUUGGAUCACGUGCUCCUUGGAGCGACUAAGACGGAUAGCGCGUCAUCUCGCCUCCCCAAAUUUUUCCCCCUCUGCACAUCGGAUCCAAAACAUCUAGCCAUAGGAGCAAGAAAAGGAGAAAGAUGUUUAACUCAGUGAACCUAGGAAACUUCUGCUCUCAGUCGCGUAAAGAGCGGAGCGCUGACUUUGGAGACAGAGCAGGUUGCGCUUCUAAUCUCUACCUCCCCAGCUGCACCUAUUACGUCCCAGAAUUUUCAACUGUGUCAUCUUUCCUGCCACAGGCCCCCUCUCGCCAAAUCUCUUACCCUUAUUCCACUAACCUCUCGCAAGUGCAGCCAGUUCGAGAGGUCUCCUACGGGCUAGACCCCUCUAGUAAAUGGCACCAUAGAAGCAAUUACGCAUCGUGUUAUUCCGCAGAAGAUCUGAUGCACAGGGAAUGUAUCCCGCCUUCCACCAUGACCGAAAUGCUAAUGAAAAACGAGAGCGUGUACAGCCACCACCACCCCAGCUCCAACCAUCCUCCAUCUACGGGAUUCUACUCCAGCAUGAACAAAAACACUGUCCUGCCCCAAGGCUUUGACCGCUUCUUCGAAAAUGCCUACUGCGGGUCGGAGAACCCGCCCGAGAACUGCCUCCAGAAGGGCGAGAGCAAGCUGGAGUCCGAGUCCCAGCCCAAUGCACUGUCAACCCGAGGAGAGCAGGGCAUGGACCCGGAAGAUGAAGAGGAGAACACAAACCCAGGGUCUUCAGCCUCGUCCUCUUCUGUCAACAAGGAAGGAAGCAAAAACAGCAACUCGAGUGCUCCCCGUACAAGAAAGAAGAGGUGUCCUUAUUCGAAAUUCCAGAUAAGAGAGCUAGAAAGAGAAUUUUUCUUCAAUGUCUAUAUAAACAAAGAAAAGAGGCUCCAGUUGUCUAGGAUGCUAAAUCUUACUGAUCGACAGGUUAAAAUUUGGUUUCAGAACAGAAGAAUGAAAGAGAAAAAAUUAAGCAGAGACCGGCUGCAGUAUUUUUCUGGAAACCCCUUGUUGUGAACUUGUUUUUAACUCCCCUCUGCUGGUGAAGUGUAUCUGUAUUAAGGAGGAACAUUGCAAGCAUGGGUUGUCUUUUGAGUCGACAAGCAAAGUUUGAGCCUUUUCGUUACUCAUAUUUGUAUGUAUGGGACAGUUUCAAGUAACAAAAGGAGAUCAAUAUGCUUUCAGUUCCCUACAGCGGUCAAGGACUUGGAAACCAUGAACAUUUUUAUUUAACGUUUUGUCCAAACGAUUGGGAUUCUGCUUUUAUUUUUUAUUUUUUAUCGUGAUUCUUAUUUAGCCACCUCUCUCCAUGUGAUCAAACCACAGUGCUGUGUUACUCUGAUGAUGACUGAAAGAUGCAGUUAUGUCUUCUCUCAAGACCGGCCAGUCUCCCUAUCUGAUUUAGUUGCCUGCAUUUUGGAGGGAGGGAGGGGGUGGGGGGGCUGAGUGUGUGCGAGGCUGUGUGUGUACAUACACAUGUGUGUCUAGUCACAACCACAUACGCACAACCCAUUUGUGCUCUCGUGCUUAUACAUGCCAAGGGUUGUCGAAACCUAAUUUAAAUAUUCUGUCCAGCUACAGAACGACUUCAUUUCACCCUCCCCUUUCUCUAUACAUCUUUAUAUAUAUAUAUAUAUUUAUAUACAUAUAUAUAUAUAUAUAUACACACACAUAUAUCCACAUAUAUUUGGGCGUGUGUAUAUACAUAUAUAUAUAAUAUAUAUAGUCUAUGCAGCCCCAUUUGUACAUGUUUUGGCUGGGUGGGGAGGGAGGAGAGGAAAUACAGAAGACAAAACAUUUGCAAUAACUGUCUCGAGAUUGUUUGUAAAUACAUUUCGUAAUGCAUUUUUUUUUCCGGAUCUGGGAGACAAAGAGCAAACCAGAGGAAAAGGAAAAGAGUAAAAAAAAAAAAAGAAUUAAAAUAAUAAUAAUAAUAAGUAAAUCUUUGUGUAUGUAAAGUGAAUCCCCGGGAAACUCUGUGACAUUCUGUGGCAAAUAAAGACAUUGCAAGCUGUUCUACAUUAUGAUUUUAU